CUGCUGCCAGUUUCACUGAAUAUUUAGCUUGCUGCAUUGCGAAAGGCUUUAAAUGGGCUGCUGUCUGAACUGCUCUCGGCGCUCGUCUGUACUCGCUAGCUGCUCUGCUCUUCGAUCGGCUGCUUUGGGCUGCGUGUUUAUGUUUGAAUCGUGUUUGACGGUUGUGGCGGGGGCGGGUCGUUGUGGUCCCGCCGUUGGCGGCUACAGCGGUGGCUUUCUGGUUCACACCAUGGCCAGUUUUAUCAUCGGCCUCAUCGGUGGCUUGGUCCGAGCCCUCGACUUGUUCUACUUCCUGCUGGACCUCAACUUCUGGCUAGUGUCCACGGUGGUGGCGGUGGUCUCGGCCCUGGUGCACCUGAUCCUCUGCAUCCCCGCGGCUGCUGCCUAUGUGCUCAGCCUCUGUUCCAACCUGCUGGGCCUGCUGGCACUGGAGGUAGCCGAGCUGUGCCGCGGUGGCCUGCAGCUCGCCUUCAGCCUGGCGUGCAGUCUGCUGAGGGUGGUAUGUGGCCUGGCCGAGAGCCUGAAGAUGGUGGGGCACCUGAUGUCCUACCUGAGCGUGCGGGGACGUGAGGAGCUGCAGCGGGGCCUCACCACCGCCUUCUGCUCGGGACACCUCUUCCUCAAGCAACUAUGGGAUGCCGUGGGGAUCCUGGCCAGCCUGGCAGCCUACUUGGUCAACACCAUCAUCAACAUGUUCCUCAUUGGGACACAGAACCUUUUGUCGGUAGUUGCAGUGCUGGGCGACCCUCUGGUGAAGGCUACAGAGGCUCUUGCUUCCAUUCUGACCUACCUAUCCAGCAGUGUGGUUGGCAACGUGAUCCUGCUCUGGACCCCUUGCCAGUUUGUGAUUGAAGUGCUCAUCUCUGUCUCCAGCAUCCUGGCGGACGUGUUUCUCUUAAAUCUCUAUGGCCUGGCAAUCACUUUUAUUGUCAUUUCCAGCACGAUGAUCUACGCAAACCCAGAGAUCAUGUUGAGGUUUGUUAAUCAAGUGAGUCUUCAUUUAAAUACUGCUCCAAAUCUUAACCGGGUAAGGAGGGAUAUCCUGCACUUCUGCACACUAGUAGUGACUAACGCACAGUUAAUGGUAAAUUCGGAGACUUGGCGGCGAGUGUACAGUCAACAGCUGCAGAGACUUAACCCAGGCUAUGUGAAUUUCUGGCCACUUGAUCAAAUAAGACGGAUUCAGGUUUUUCAUGAUAGGAACUCAGAGGACCAAACAGCUGUAGUACAGCAACCAGUCAAUAUGCUGGAACAAACAGAAUUAAACCCUGUCCAAGGAGAGAAUAGUACUGAAGAGCAACAAGUGGUUGUGCCUGAGACUUCUGCUUGUGGUCCAGAAACUGGAGAUCACCCUUUGCGACCAAAAGGCACCUGGGACAAUAAUGGCAAUGUCCCUGCGGAGCAUGAACUCUGGAUGCUCUUGAGGGAGCAAGAAGAACGAAAGAAAUGUGUCAUCUGUCAGGACCAAGCAAAAUCUGUGUUGCUACUUCCAUGCAGACACCUGUGUCUCUGUCAAGGCUGCACGGGUAUCCUCUUGCAGCAGCCUGCCUACCAACACAAUUGUCCUCUUUGCCGACAAAUGAUUUUACAAACCGUAGAUGUAUAUUUCUGAUCAACUGUUUGAAAUAGCUUGGACAGGAAAAAGCCAGUGUAGCAGAUUAUUUUUUAAAAAUACAAUAGAUAAAAAUAUUUUGUUUGGGGGGGGGGGUCCAAUGAUAGUUUGGCAAUCUGAGAUUCAAGAUUCUAUGCAGAUCCUUAGCCAUUAGUGUCAAAAUGUAGAUUUUUUUUUCAUCCAUGGCUAAUCCCAAGUACUGCUGUUCAAGAAUGUUACAUUAGUAAUUUACUUCUAUGAGGCAUUGGGAAGCCAAACUCACUGCUUCCUUUAUUUUUUAAAAAAGAAAUAGCCAACUUUUCAAUAGGUUGGUUUUUAUGUCAGAUUGUUAAGUUAUAGUGAACUGCACAGGGCAGAGCCCAAUAAUCCUACAUUUCUGAGUUUCCUGUAGGGUCCAUCUAUGUAUAAUUUUCUUAUGUUUUUUCAAAAACUGUGAAUUGAGAAAAUGGACACUUAUUUGUUUGCUGUUGUAAUUAAAACUCCUCAUCAAAGACGGAAUGGGGUUGCUGCAGAUAUAUAUUUGAGGCACUGGGUAUGGAUCUGCUCCAUUUCAGAUCCUUUUUUUUUCUUCAAACAAGUUUUGUCUUGGAAUGAGAACUUGAGAUGGAAUUGGAGAUCUUGAUGGUGAAAUGUAUCAUGCAUUAAAUGAUAAAAACAUUGGUUAAACGAAUAACAAUCUUCAAGUACCAAAUGUUUAUCACUGCAGAAAAUGGCUGAAUAAUGCAUGCUUUCUGUUGCACAGUAUGACCUUUCAAAGUAACAUUCUUCAUCUGCAGUAAUAUAAGUGGCAACAGUCAUGGUUUCUAACAGCACAAGUGUCUAUUCCAGGAAGAAUAGCUAAAGUAAUUGUUUUCUCGUCUGGCGAAUGGGAAGCCAGACAAGACAUGAUUAAUGCUCCAGCAACUACGUUUUGAGAUCUUUGAUGGCAAAUGAUGUUUGGGAUGUUCUUGGUUGUGCUAGGGACCCAAAUUUUGCACUAGUUGAGAUUGGAAACACUUGGUAUGGAUUUACUCGAUCAAAUACCACGCGUUGGGUUUGCUUUCUGCAGAUUAUGGAAUUUAAAGAGAUGAAUGAAACUUUUUGGGGAUAACAGGUAUUAGUAGGAAGGGAAGAUUAGUCUUUUUAAUGUGAAUUGUUUGGUGAUAACAAGUACUUGGAUUGUCUUAAACACAUUGCAGAAGUAUUGGGCAUUUCAUCUUUGAUAUGCUGUUUCAUUCUCCAACUAUAUAUAUAUAUAUAAUGUAGAUGGAGCUUUUGAACUUUGAGUUCAAACCCCACCCCAAAUUUGGGCACAAAAAGACCCAGCUUUGGGGUUAUCGGGCAAAAUCUGAGGAAAAAAAAUAAUGCUUGAGUUAAUCAUCUUUCAUUGGAGCUGGGGGGGGGGAAUGAAUAAGGUGAAUUAAAGGGAAGAAAGAACACAUUUAAAAUCUGAUAGUGGAAGGUGAGACAAAUUAAAUUAUAUAAAGAUGGUGGUGUGUUGCUUUGUGUCAAUCUUUAAAACUAGCAGAAAGGGUUGAUGGCCACCAAAAAGCCCAGUAAGUUUUAACUCCCCUAUUUCCUUACAAUGAAAGACAUUUUCGUCCAUUGAGUCUUUGCCAGCCUUCUGAGCAAUUGUACUUCCCUUCCAUAAUUUUCUCUGUAACCUAUUUUCUGCACCUUCCCAUCAGGUCCUAUGUUUCUACCACUCACCUGUGUACUUGGGGUAACAUAUUCUGCAAUUAACCUACCAGCUGUACAUCAUAGCCAUGCACUGACAGGGAGAACAUGCAGACCCACAUGAAUGGCAUCAGAGGUCUGGGUUGUAGGAACUAUGAAGCAGCAGCAGUACCAGCUUUAUUAUUGUGCUGCCCUUUAUUUCCCUUGGCCACAAGAGUAGACUUCAGCCCAGAUGUCCUAUUGAUAUUUUUUUUUGUACAAAUGUGAAGAAAUAUAUUUCCCACUACCCCUGCCCCCCACUUUCACUAAAGUGUAAGGAUUUCACUUACAGCCAUAGAGCUUUGAGAAUUUUCUUCUAGUCCUUUCUUGUUGAAUUAUUUCUGCCCCCAUUCACAAGCCAAGAUGUGAAUCUUGUCAGGAGUCCAACAAUGUUAAUUAAUUGAGUAUAACCUGGAGAUGCUCAAAGCAGCACACCCAGCUACUCUCUUACUGAGCUGUUCCUACCCCCGCACCCCCCUAUUAAAACAGGCACCAUGGAAUUAAGCCCCUACUCUGUAAUCUGUUCAUGUUUACAAUGAAUUUAGACCAUUUUGACAAGCAGAAUCUUAAUUAUUGCAGGUUUUUGGUUUCUAUGUUAUUUUCCUGGGACCUUGGAAUGUAGUUGCUAAUAGCAGUAAAGAUUAGCUAAAAUUCUUUAAGGUUCGUGUAACCAACUCAUAUUUUUUGACUUGUGUCUAGGACUUAGGCUUUUUUAUUUUUCCCGUGGUUUUCCCAAUAAAGAUGUUGAGGCAGGAAAUAAGUCAUGCUAAUUGGGGGCUUUUGAUAAUGAGGUACAGCAUUGCAAUUAGCUUCAAUGGUGAUUAUGGGAACAUAUGGUAACCCUCCCCCUCCCAUAUUUGAUAGCAUCCAGUAGUUCUUUCUGAUAUUUCUUCCAAAUAUUUGUUGGAUAUUUGUGAACAUUGGGUGAAGAAGUAUUGAAUGGGUCUGGACUUGAAGGUUUCCUUUCCCCCUUUGUGGGUUGAGUGACUUUAUAAAUUUAUAUUUGUCAAGCGAGCCAUUGGGUAUAGAGUACACUAUAUACUGCAGUUAGUGAUAGCUUGCUGUUUACUUCAAAAAUACAAAAUGAGUUAACAGUAAUGUUCAUUUGGUCAAAGAUCUUCAAAGCAGCAACAGGGGUGCAAGAACCAUUCUGAUAUUCCUUUAAUUUAGUUGCUGAAUAGGUUGGUUAAAACUUGACAUGAUGGUUACCAAGACACAUAAUGCAAUCAGUAGAAAAUCAAUUGGUGCAUGGAAGCUGAAUUUUUUUUAUAUAUAAAUAGUGUUGCUCAUUUUUAAAAAAAUUUGUGUUGUCUUUAAUGAGUAUUGUUUGUAUGAUCUGUAAAACGGACAGCUGCUGUUAAGAUCAGCUUCACUGGCUGCACUAUGUUUAAUUCAGUGAGCUGAAUAUGUAAUUGUUUAAAAUAAAUCUAUUUUUUAUUAUUAGAGUC
This is a messenger RNA of Hypanus sabinus (Atlantic stingray), 4755 nucleotides long. RefSeq names its product ring finger protein 26 (gene rnf26). Gene Ontology annotation, biological process: protein ubiquitination; ubiquitin-dependent protein catabolic process. The record is from RefSeq and is a predicted model, not a curated record. The transcript has a single exon. The coding region runs from base 53 to 1612 and encodes 519 amino acids. Lineage: Eukaryota; Metazoa; Chordata; Chondrichthyes; Myliobatiformes; Dasyatidae. Gene Ontology annotation, molecular function: ubiquitin protein ligase activity.